GUUGUGAUAAACUUAUUAAAUAGAUUAUGUUAUGAUGCGGUAUUAUGUAACUACCUUAUUUGCUAUCCUGUCGCUCGUACUGGUCGCAAAAACAGUCAAGGCUCAAAUCACAGAUGAGACUCAAUUUCUGUCAGUGCUGUCCAAUACAAAUACUUCCUGGAAUGCCUCCGAUUUCACGGCAAGAUAUAGACUGUUGUUUCAAACGGCAAUUAACAAAUACACAGGAGAAGCAUUGUCUGGAUCCUUGCUAGUGAACGAUGUCAGGCGAGGCACAAAUGGAAAUCCAUUCAUCACUCUUAUCAUAACAUUUCAAUCCCUCUCCCGAGCAGUGACAUCUGAAGAGAUGCUGUCCAUUUGGUCAUUGAUUUCCCCUUCAGAAGCAAGCGUUGCUAUUGCUCCAAUAGAAGUCAUUGUUGUUAUGGAGCUAGUGGGAGCAUCGUUAGUCAAGGAGCGAGAUAGUUUGGACAAUGAUCUGUGGCUGAUGAUCCCGUUUAUCUUGGGAACCUUCCUCAUAGCAUGUAUUAUAGCAAUUAUCUGCUAUCUUAUGCAGCCUAAGAUAGACAACGCCUUCUCGAAGACCUCCAACAACAUCUUCAGACAGCAGCGCCAGCCUGCGUGGGUUCACUCUAGUUCAAAAGUUGAGAAGCUGAGAGGACAGGGGUGGAUAGUACACACAGAGAAGAUAGAAGUAGAAGGUCGCAAUCGGAAGAUCAAAUUGGCAGAUGCCGCAACAGAGACCAAAGUAAAAGCUACUACUGAAGAACACUCAAUGGAUAAAAACGCAAAAACCAAAUUGGAAAACCUGGAUGAUAUUGACGAGCCAGAUACCAUAAAGUCUGAUAAAAAUGAAGCUCUUAACGCAGUUCCCGAUGAGCUAAAUGAUGAACAUGGAACACAAUUACACGACGGGGAAGAACAAGUAUGGAAUACGUCAUCGGAAUCAGGAUUACACACUGUUCAGACUCAGCCGGUCAAGUCGCCUUUUCCGGAUACAGAUUCAGAGUUUCUGGCUGCAUCGGCUCCAGCUAAAAUAGGAGCCCGAGAAAAGAUGUCCCUGUUUGAUCUGUGGUACUACUAUAGAGCCUUCGACAAAACAAAAAACUUCAACCCAGAAACUCUACAAGAAACCUCGAAACUUUCAAAACGACCAUCACAGUUUUCUGAAACACUAGAAUACAAACGGCCUAACCUUCUAGAAGAUCCAUCACGAGCUAUAGUCGAACAAACAGGGAAAAUUCCGCCGCCUCAAAAAAUAAAGCCGAGAUGUGAUUCGGACGAAGCUUCAGAAAGUGAAUCGGAAUCGCUAAACGGAGAAACUCUGGUUGGUAUGGGGACUUCGCUAUAUCCUAAAGAUGAUAAUCAAUACGGUGCAACCUUGAAAACUGCAAAUAUUGCUCAGCAAUGUCAAAAAGAGUCUGUCGUUCAUGAUGAAAUAGACAUAGCGGCUAGUGUUCGAUUCUCACCCGAAGCUGUUAAUUCGAUUACCUUUAAACACUUGCAGGCAGAGCUGAGAAGGAUUUACGACGAAACGCCGGUACAAAUUCUAGUUGAACAUGACAGGAUAGGGAAGAUUCCCGAUAAGGAGCUAAAAGAUAAAGAUGCAGAUGAAAUGAGCAGUUUAGAUUCUGAUUCUUUUUAAACUUUAAUCUGUAAAUUUUGAUUGUAAAUAAUGUAAAAUGUAUGAAAUAUACGAUAAUAGUCUUGACGGAAAUUGUGAAAUGGUAUGAAGCUUGAA
This is a messenger RNA of Symsagittifera roscoffensis, 1735 nucleotides long. RefSeq lists its product as uncharacterized. The transcript is spliced from 7 exons. The coding region runs from base 32 to 1639 and encodes 535 amino acids. Lineage: Eukaryota; Metazoa; Xenacoelomorpha; Acoela; Convolutidae. The record is from RefSeq and is a predicted model, not a curated record.